UAAUUCAAUGAUCUGGAAACAGCUUCUUUCAGCCAUGUGAGACACUGUGAUUGAUUUGAAUUCAGUCGAGGGGAUGCAAUUGAUGAAAAUGUUCGUGGACUGUCCACUUUCAAAUCCUGUCCUCUCCGUCCGUAUUUACAUUCGAGGAAGAAAUAGAUAGUUGGUAGCAGCCAUUCAAACCUAUUCCGCAACUUCGCGCUGUAGUUCUUCCACUCUGAUUCCAUGGAGAAGCCAAUCUCGCACAUUGCUUCAAACGUCGCCUUUUGCACACAGCGUAACUAUACUGUCAACAGUUGAUGCAAUUAGCGAGGUUCUCAAUUGAGCUUGUGUAUAAUAUAUACUUAUUGGGUGGCCGGGUGCUCCGUACAAGAGGGAAGGCAGAAGCUGAAAGUGUGGAAACAAUUUUGAGGAUAUGGCGGAUAGCGUGCGCAGACAGUUAAGAGAUGGGGUUACCGAAGGAGAGCAGGUUCCUGUUGUUUAUCUACAGGAUUCGUUGGAGACAACUGCGGGUGUACACAUUUUAAAACAUUUUUUGAAUGGUUUAUGUGAGAACGUAUCAAGAGGCCGAGCUCAAGCCAAGGGUAUUGUCACAGUGGCGAUGGAACGGCCUUUUGGGUUCUUCAACGAUGUAGUUUCGUCUCGCCAAAAGGAUUCAUCGUCCGCAGACUGGUUUCAGGUCCUCGACUGCUACAGUGAUCCACUAGGAUGGGAUAACAGUACCGAAGGUGGAGUUGAUGUUACACCUCUAAAGCAAUCAGCAUGCUGCCAGGACAUUCGCAAUCUACAGGCCCUCACAUCUUUGAUUCUUCAGCGCGGCAUAGCAUCACUUGGUCACCAAACAUCCGAAAGAUUUGCAGUAUUAUUUGAUUCUAUAAGUACCUUGUUGAGAUUUCAUACCUUACCAGUGUUAAUGAACUUCCUCAACGGGCUACGCUCUCAUGAAUCUGUGUCUGCCCUUCUCUUCUUGGUGCACGCCGACUUACACGAAGUCAGAGACUUAUCCACAUUUGAAUAUUUCGCAUCAACUGUUAUUUAUUUGACUCCAGUCUCCGAGGUGCAUAUUGAGGGUAGUGAGAACAACUGUCAAGACGGAGGUAGUGUACGAAUCAGGCAAAAGCGCAGGAAUGGCAGAGUUCGUGAACAGGUUGAGGGUUUCCUCCUAGGUCCUUCUCUCGUUACUUUUGUCCCUGUGGAGAAGCUCUUUACUCCACUUCAAAGUGGGAAAAGUACUGCACCCAAGGUUCAAUUUAAUCUUGAAUUGACAGAAAAAGAGCGUGAAGAUCGUGCAAAUGUGAUUCUGCCUUUCGAACAUCAAGGUAACGGUUCGGAAGUUGAAAUAUACGAUGGCAGGGAGGGUUCAAAGCUGGCAAGCCGGCUUCUGGUAGAUAAGAGCACCAAGCCCAAAAGUUCGCAGUUCACGAACCAUGAUGUGUCCGUUGACAACAAGACUUACGGAGAAAUCCAUUACCUACGAGAUUCGGAUGAUGAGUUGCCGGACUCGGACGAAGACCCAGAUGACGAUCUAGACAUUUAGUUCUAAGACUGGGCCUCUUCGUUUACAUGCGAAAAUCAUCCUUGUAUAUAAGGUUUAAGCAGAUAACUUGCUGAUUGGAUAUUUGAAUGAGACGUUGAAUUGCAAUAAAUUGCCAGCUUCAGGGU
Marchantia polymorpha subsp. ruderalis is the source of this 1659-nucleotide messenger RNA. The record is from the annotation of a GenBank genome assembly. NCBI's taxonomy places the organism in Eukaryota, Viridiplantae, Streptophyta, Marchantiopsida, Marchantiales, Marchantiaceae.